UUCCAAACUUUUUCAUUCUUCUUUUUCUUUUUGCUCUCUCUCUCUCUCUCUCCCUCCCUCUCUCUCUCUCUAUAUAUAUAUAUUCUUCUUUUCCUUUUUUUCUAAUAUUUCCCUUUUCAAUUUCUCUAAUAUAUAACUAAGAACAUCAAUAUUAUUGUCUUAAUUUUUCUUCUACUUUCCAAACCUCUUGUUUGGGAAAAGGAGAAAAAAAGGGAAGAAAAUCAGAGGAAGUAGGAACAGGCAUUAUCUUCUUCUGAGUCCCAAUUUCGGCGCCCUAGAUUUUCUCUCCUUUUUACUCACUUCACCUCGAUCUUUGCUUCUCGAGUUUCCGCUUUCCUUUAGGGUUCAUUGAUGGACUCCGAGGAUGAUAUGCACGACGCCAACGACAUGGAGUCUCUCGAUGACGAUUUCUACAGUGGCGAGACUGAGGAUGCUCCCAUGGACUACUACAGCGACUACGAUGACGACGCCGAUGAUUGCUUCGACGAUGCCGACGGGAUUCAGUCCCGUCGCCCGGAGCAAAAUUUUACCGUCUUGAAGGAAUUCGAUAUUCGAUUAAGACAGGAAGAUGACAUCAGUAGAGUAGCAACGGUUCUUUCCAUAUCAAGAGUUCAUGCAAGCAUACUGCUUCGUCACCAUAAUUGGAGCAUCAGUAAAGUGCAUGAUGCAUGGUUUGCUGACGAAGAACGAGUCCGAAAAACAGUUGGCUUGUUGGAGAAACCGAUUGUCCAGUUUCCCAAUGCUAGAGAGCUUACUUGUGGCAUCUGUUUUGAAAACUAUCCUCGUUCUCGGAUUGAAAUGGCUUCUUGUGGUCAUCCCUACUGUAUCUCAUGCUGGGAAGGGUAUAUCAGCACAUCCAUUAGCGAUGGUCCUGGAUGUUUGAUGCUGAGAUGUCCUGAUCCCACUUGUGGUGCUGCUGUUGGUCAAGAUAUGAUUAAUCUAUUAGCAUCUGAUGAAGAUAAACAAAAGUAUGCUCGUUACCUUCUUAGAUCUUAUAUUGAAGACAAUAAAAAGUCCAAGUGGUGUCCUGCUCCAGGUUGUGAAUAUGCAGUUACUUUUGAUGCUGGCAGUGGAAAUUAUGAUGUCUCUUGCCUCUGUUCAUAUAGUUUUUGUUGGAAUUGCACUGAGGAGGCUCAUCGUCCAGUGGACUGUGGCACAGUGGCAAAGUGGAUUUUGAAGAACAGUGCAGAGUCUGAAAACAUGAACUGGAUACUUGCUAACUCAAAGCCAUGUCCCAAGUGCAAGCGACCAAUUGAAAAAAAUCAAGGAUGCAUGCACAUGACAUGCACUCCGCCCUGUAAAUUUGAAUUUUGCUGGCUUUGCCUUGGUGCAUGGUCAGACCAUGGUGAAAGAACUGGUGGCUUUUAUGCUUGCAAUCGUUAUGAAGCAGCUAAACAAGAAGGAGUGUACGAUGAUGCUGAAAGAAGAAGAGAAAUGGCAAAAAAUUCAUUGGAAAGAUACACCCAUUAUUAUGAGCGGUGGGCCAGCAAUCAAUCUUCAAGGCAAAAAGCUCUCGCAGAUCUACACCAGAUGCAGACUGUUCAUAUUGAGAAGCUUAGUGACGUACAGUGUCAGCCUGAGUCACAGCUCAAGUUCAUAACGGAGGCCUGGUUGCAGAUAAUUGAGUGUAGGCGAGUGCUGAAAUGGACGUAUGCAUAUGGGUACUAUUUACCGGAGCAUGAGCAUGCAAAAAAACAGUUCUUUGAAUACUUACAAGGUGAAGCAGAAUCUGGUCUGGAGAGACUUCAUCAAUGUGCUGAAAAGGAACUACAGCCAUUCCUCCUUGCUGAUGGUCCAUCUAGAGAAUUCAAUGACUUCCGUACAAAGUUAGCUGGAUUGACUAGCGUGACUCGAAACUACUUUGAGAAUUUAGUGAGGGCAUUAGAGAAUGGUCUAUCUGAUGUGGAUGGUAAUGGAGCUGCCUUCACCCGAGCAACAAGCUCAAAGAAUGUUGCUGGGAGCAGUAAGGGGAGAACUGGAAGAGGAAAGGGAACUUUCCGAACCAGCAUGUCCAGCAGAAUGUCUGAUGAUAAUCAUUGGUGUUGCGAGCAUUGUACCUAUGCAAAUGCCAAUUCUGCCACCACAUGUCAGAUGUGCUAUCAACAGCGUUGAUGAAAACUUGGUUCUCUAUUUGAAACACGUAUCUCCUGCCCAGGGCCUCUGCACCAAAAGCUGAGAUGGAGUUGUUUCCCUAUUUGCCUAGAUAUAUGCUGACUGACUCCACUUUGUGAGGCUAAUAAAUAUAUGAACAGGAUGAAAGGAGUAAGGCAUGGAAGAAAGGUUGCCCUCCUUACACUCCUAUUCAAUACAACCCGAUUUCAUGUAUAUAGUGUUCUAUCUUAUUUACGUAUGGAGAUUUCUACUGCAGGCUUUUGUAACUGAAUAUCUUAACAGACGCUGGAGAUGAAUACAGGUGUGCUUGUUUGUGCCCUGAUAUCUCUUUCAGUUAGUCUCUUGGAAGCUUGUGUUACCUAGGGUAUAGUUAUAAGCUUAGGGUUUGUUUACAUUUGUAAGAAAUCAUGACAAGGGACUGCAAUAAAUAUUAUACUGUAUCAGUUAAUCAAUCGCUGCUUAAUUUUCAUUUUU
Abrus precatorius (Indian licorice) is the source of this 2586-nucleotide messenger RNA. Its product is annotated as probable E3 ubiquitin-protein ligase ARI7. Gene Ontology annotation, cellular component: ubiquitin ligase complex; cytoplasm. Gene Ontology annotation, molecular function: zinc ion binding; ubiquitin protein ligase activity; ubiquitin conjugating enzyme binding. NCBI's taxonomy places the organism in Eukaryota, Viridiplantae, Streptophyta, Magnoliopsida, Fabales, Fabaceae. The transcript has 15 exons. The coding region runs from base 352 to 2112 and encodes 586 amino acids. Gene Ontology annotation, biological process: ubiquitin-dependent protein catabolic process; protein polyubiquitination; positive regulation of proteasomal ubiquitin-dependent protein catabolic process. The record is from RefSeq and is a predicted model, not a curated record.